AUGAACUUGGAAGCUUUAUGGGCGAAGGUUAUCAAGGCAAUACAUGAAAAUAAAAGACGAAAGAAACACAUACCAAUCGACAAUAGAACCACAGGAAUUUGGAAAGAUAUUGUUGCUGCAUAUAAAGAACUCGAUCGUGAAGGUAUAAAGUUGGAAGAAAAAUUGGCUGUAAAAUUGGGAAAUGGAACAAAGGCGAAGUUUUGGCUGGAUAAUUGGGCCGGAGGGAUGCCGUUUGCGGAUAAAUAUCCAGACUUAUUCAAGAUUGUGAAGAACAAAAAUGCCAGUGUGGCGGAACUUGCUAUCAGACUUGACAAUGAAACUCAAUGGAACAUCGAAUGGUCUCGGCCUCCAAACAACGAUGGCGAAUGGGCUCAAUGGACAGACAAGUGGGAAGAAUUCUCAGUAGCGAUUAUAAAGGACCAAUUCAUAAAGCGUACGGUAAGUGAACAAGAGGAACGAUGGCAACAUUGGAACACAUGGGUACCAGCUAAGGUCAAUUACUUCACUUGGAGGACGGCCAUAGGAAGAGUUCCGGUAAAGAGCGAGCUGAGGAAAAGAGGUAUUAUGCUAAACAAUGAUAUAUGCUCGGGAUGUGGAUCAGCGGAUGAAUCGGUUAACCAUUUGAUCAGCGAGUGCACGAGUUUGAAGACAGUAUGGUGGAAUAUCUUGGCGUGGAUGAAGUUACCUACGUCAGCAGAUGUUAAUUCAACCGAAAAGAUCAUUUCACAAGGGUGGAAGAAAACUGUGAAGCUGGUGUUUCAAGCAAUUAUAUGGAACUUGUGGAAAGCAAGAAAUGAGAGGGAGUUCAAAGGAAUCGCACGAUCUGGUAACAAUAUUGUUGAAGAUAUUAAAGCAGAUACGUUCUUAUGGCUAAAGUGCAAGUCAAAGUUCAAGGACAUAGUGUGGGAGAGGUGGAUGGAUUUUAAUAUAAGAGACAUAGUAACAUAA
Messenger RNA from Helianthus annuus (common sunflower), 948 nucleotides. RefSeq lists its product as uncharacterized. The transcript has 3 exons. Lineage: Eukaryota; Viridiplantae; Streptophyta; Magnoliopsida; Asterales; Asteraceae. The record is from RefSeq and is a predicted model, not a curated record. The coding region runs from base 1 to 948 and encodes 315 amino acids.